Messenger RNA from Penicillium coprophilum, 2163 nucleotides. RefSeq names its product phosphatidylinositol N-acetylglucosaminyltransferase. NCBI's taxonomy places the organism in Eukaryota, Fungi, Ascomycota, Eurotiomycetes, Eurotiales, Aspergillaceae. Gene Ontology annotation, biological process: GPI anchor biosynthetic process. The record is from RefSeq and is a predicted model, not a curated record. The coding region runs from base 1 to 2163 and encodes 720 amino acids. The transcript has 3 exons. Gene Ontology annotation, cellular component: membrane; endoplasmic reticulum.
AUGCUCAUGAGCGAUGGACUGUUGCGCGUAUUCUGGCCAUAUGAUCUCCCACGAUCCUCGUCACCGGGUGUGAUCGUCGGGUGGCGGAACUCGGAGCUUGAUUUGUUUGUGCUCACGGUGCUGGAAGAUGUCGAGCCUCGAAAUGUCGAUAAUGCGCUUCGGGCGGGAAUUCUCUUUCGAAACAGCCCUCACCCAGUUGUGCGCAUCUUCACUCUAUGUGGACGCUCUCAGAUGCAUGUCCUCGGUUCGACCAACUCUCAGGAGCCUCCGACAUCUUUCAACCCUUCCCACCUUGAUGUGACUACAACUUCAUCUCUGAAAGCCCCUCACAUAUUUUGCCCACCAGAGGCAAAUCUGUCUGUCCAGGUUAUCAUGUAUCACCGCCCGCACCCAACACGCAUGGAAUAUAUGUCGCUCGACCCGAUUUCCCUGGCUUUGGGUGAUAAAGCGACAAAGACGGAGAUAUGGGGCCCAUCGCCAGACAAGAUCGAAUCCGAGGAGGAAGACAAGGCUGGGGUUAAGCUGUUGGUUGAGAAGCUCAAGUUUCACACGGUCGUCAAGCACAUCCCAUCACAGAAGGAGCAAGCCCUUUCACUCAUUAUCAACCAAGUUAAUUGCGCCUACGAGAUGGGGCAGCUCAUGCACAAAAACAGUCAUUUGAUUGGAAUUCGUGCGAAGAGAAGUAUGAGCGUUGGAGAACGUGUUGUGGAAUCGGCGACAACAUUAUGGGGGCUCAUUGUCCUCUGCAUUGCUCACGUUUUCUGGCAAUGGAUUUGGCCUGUUGUUACCCGCAUUUUUGUCGUCGGGCUUGUAUGCCACCGGUCUGUUGCGGAAAUUGUCUUGCGGGUUCUCGAGUGGCGUGCUCGGCCUGAUGCUGCUGCCCUCAAGGAUAUCUCAGCAACGGCCCAGCAAUUUGAUAUCAGGCUGCAGCAAUUCUGCUACUGGCCGAUUCAAUAUGUCAAGCUUCGGCAAAGAAAGGACAACUGGGAGAGUGUCACGACCAGUCAUCCAGACUACAUUCGGUUCUAUAACAGUCUCUGGCUUGUCGCCAAUGACGUGAUCAUUGGCAUUGCCCUGGGGUCCUAUAUCAUUGAUAAUGCAAACUGGGUCGCUUCUCAAAUCAACACUGUUUUGACUGGCUGGACAGUCGAGGGACUACAGCGCACUAUCUCAUGGCUAAUGGAUUGGCCAGCGGGUUUGAAACUCAACAAUGAGCUUGCUGCUUUCCUCGGUGACUUGUUCCUAUGGGUCAUUGAAAACUGGGCCGCUUGUAUUGCCAAUCUUCAACCUUACCUUCCUGCUGUCAUCUACAUUGUUGGAUGUUCAAGUUUUGCGGGAGCAAGCAUGCCGAUCGCUCUCUUUUCUGACCUUCUUUCGAUUCUGACGGUACACAUUUACUCCUUCUACAUUGCCUCCGCUCGUAUUUUCAACUGGCAACUCACCAUUAUCAUUUCCCUUUUCCAUCUUUUCCGUGGAAAGAAACGCAACGUUCUCCGCAACCGAAUCGAUUCAUGUGAUUAUGACCUCGACCAACUCCUCCUUGGCACUAUCCUCUUCACAGUCCUAUUCUUCCUACUGCCUACGGUUGUGGUGUUUUACCUAACUUUUGCCUCGGCCCGCAUGUUAAUUAUUUCAAUGAAGGCAGCGCUUGACACCUGCCUCGCUUUCUUGAAUCAUUUUCCGCUCUUCGCAUUGAUGCUCCGCGUGAAAGACUCACGACGGCUCCCAGGAGGCAUCCGAUUCGAGCUUCGGAGUGAGCCAAACAAGAACCCAACGGAAAGGGACUCUUCUGCGCUUGUUUCUUACAUCCAUCUCGAGUCUAUUCCCCUCUCCCUGCGUGCAAUGUUCGACCAGUACUUCCAGCUGGGCCACCGGCUCCGGAAACACUACCUCGCGCCUCGUGUCAUCUUCUGCCUUAUGACCGGUCGUUUCGUGCCACCUAUCCACCGCCGCAACCUCUAUAGCAUGCAGUACAGCAUGCUACCUGCCCGUCGGGCCGGUAUGGCAGAGGUGUGGACAUUGCUCACCCAGCCCAAGAAAGGCAGUGGUGGAAGCAGUGGCUCUGGGUCUAUAGGUGGAGGUAUUGGAUCACUAAGUAAUCCAGUGCCUAGGGUCCCGGCGAACUUUGGUCAGGGUGAUCUUCGAAGACGGGGUCAUCGCUAA